This is a messenger RNA of Bipolaris zeicola 26-R-13, 528 nucleotides long. RefSeq lists its product as uncharacterized. Gene Ontology annotation, cellular component: DASH complex; spindle microtubule. Gene Ontology annotation, biological process: attachment of spindle microtubules to kinetochore. The record is from RefSeq and is a predicted model, not a curated record. The coding region runs from base 1 to 528 and encodes 175 amino acids. Lineage: Eukaryota; Fungi; Ascomycota; Dothideomycetes; Pleosporales; Pleosporaceae. The transcript has 2 exons.
AUGGGCUCUCCAUUAGAAGGAUGUGUGGCCUCGCUACGCAAUAGUAUGCAACUACUGGAUUCAUCCAUCAACAUAUUGGACGACGGCGUCAGCGACCUUCCUCGGCUGGCAAAAGUGCUGCAAACAACACGACACUUUGAACUCAUUUCCGAGUCGGACCUUCAAACGGCGCAAGCAGGACUCCUCUCAGAAAUACGCCCAGAAAUUGACAAUCUUCUCAAGCGUGUAGAGAACUACGUGGACAAACUCGAGCGUCGCGAACAAGCUCUUAUAGCCAAAUGUGACCUGAAUGACGGACGACUUGGACGAGACAGCAAUGGCGGUUCAGGAUCCAGGCCAGCGAGCAGGAGUACGCAGAGAAAUGGAGGCAAGGCUAUAAGUGCGCAACAAGAGUUACGGUUCAAGGCAUUAAGAGCAAAGAAAGACAGACUCAGUUAUGCAGUAGAGACGCUCGAGCUUCAGGCGAAGCAACGAGAGAGGCAGCUGAGGAUGAGUAUGGCAGCGCCACAGCAACUAUAUGAUGACUGA